This is a messenger RNA of Lathyrus sativus (Indian pea), 375 nucleotides long. Lineage: Eukaryota; Viridiplantae; Streptophyta; Magnoliopsida; Fabales; Fabaceae. The record is from the annotation of a GenBank genome assembly.
AUGCAUGUUAAAGUUGAAGAUACAUUGAAAGUCAUAUCUGGACAUGAUAAGGGUCAAAUAGGGGAGAUUACUAGGAUCUUCAAACACAACAACACUGUCAUUGUUAAAGACAUAAACUUGAAGUCAAAGCAUGUGAAAAGUAAUGGAGCGGGAGAACCAGGUCAAAUAGAUAAGAUUGAAGCUCCUAUCUACAGUUCAAACGUGAUGCUUUACUCCAAAGAAAAGGAUGUAGCAAGCCGCGUAGGUCAUAAAGCUCUUGAAAAUGGUAAAAGAGUUCGCUACCUGAUAAAAACUGGAGAGAUAAUUGAUAGCGUAGAGAAUUGGAAGAAACUGAAGGAAGCUGAUAAGAAAAUUGCAGAAAUUGCUGCCACCUAG